Molecule: messenger RNA, 4467 nt
Organism: Cephus cinctus (wheat stem sawfly)
Lineage: Eukaryota; Metazoa; Arthropoda; Insecta; Hymenoptera; Cephidae
Gene: Hb
Product: protein hunchback
Exons: 4
Coding region: 676-2730 (684 amino acids)
Biological process (GO): regulation of transcription by RNA polymerase II
Cellular component (GO): nucleus
Molecular function (GO): DNA-binding transcription factor activity, RNA polymerase II-specific; RNA polymerase II transcription regulatory region sequence-specific DNA binding
Source: RefSeq, a predicted model, not a curated record
CGUCGAGCGUCCAUUGGGCGGCCCCCUUAAAGCCACCGGAGAGAGGGUAGCUGGCCCCUUCGCAAAUCCACAAAUAAGUCAGUAUUCCACUUUGGGACUUAGGAGGUUGUUGUCAGUCGACCUCAGGCAUUCACGGCGUGACGGACCUUAACGCCAUAGUCGAGUGCGCGUGCGCGUGCGGGGGGCUUGAAAUUUUAACGAGGGAAAGGAGUUUCCUGUACGUCCGGCAAGAUCCUAGAUGAAAUAAGAAAAAAGCAGAAGAAGAACCCCCGUUAAUUGUAUAUAGACAUGUAUAUCUAUAUAUAUCGGCAUUACAUUGUAUAUAAAUAACAAUAAUAACAUAUGGAUAAAUAACAAUAAGGACGGUACCGGGGAACCCUUAAUCGGGAGGAAUCGUGAGUGUAUACGUUGAGACGUGAUAGAACCAACCGAGGAGAGAGUAAGAGAGACAGAGUGAGAGAGACAACAGUGUGAAAGUGCGUGAAAAAGUGUGCAGUCAUAUUCACUGAAGGAACGCUCAGAAGUUUUGAUAGAUUUUUUUUCCUUCUUCCUUCAAUCGAACUUUAUCGUGGUGACAUUCUCUUUAAUUGACAUCAUCGACGUCACGUCUUCGUCAACGUCUCCUGGGAGUUCCCGGUGGAGUCCGGAGGAUCCACGUCGGGCUCGAGGAACAAGAUGAGAGGAAAUUGGGAUACUCUGGAACCUCUUGUCCUGGCGCCUGGACAGCAGCAUCAGCAGCAAGCCCCGCAGCACACCAUCGUCGAGGAACAACGUCAUCCCCUCCAUUCGACAACCACGCCCGCCUGGGGUGGUAUCGCCGAUAGAAUCGUGAAGGAAGAACCUUCCGAGGAUAAGAACAACGACUCGGGUGUGUCACCAGGGCACUAUACCAGUAACUCGGCAUCCCCUAGAAGUCGCAGGUCUUCGUCCACUGCCAAUUGCAGUCUGUCGCCCGGUAGCGCCACUUCCCAGGAUUCCAAUACAAUGCAGUGCACUACCUUCGAGUACAGUCCACAGAGACUGUUCAAAACUUGCGGCUCGCCCCUGGAGUAUACCAGGAUCACGAGUAUGGACGAGUCUCCGCAUCAGCAAGAUCAGACUAUGGACGUCGUUUCCAGUAGCAUGAAACCAGCUAGCGAGGACGGCGAAGUUGGUCAGGAUACUUUUCAAUGCCCUGUUUGCUCCUUCGCUACGUUAAAUAGGCAUCAAUUUUCCGAACACUUGACUGCACACUGUGCGACAAAGUGCACGACCCCGGACUUUGCCAAGUCAGUACUCAAUCAAAUGACAACACAGUCUGAAGAAAACAGCGGAUCAUCCCCAACUCAGGGUGACCGUUCUGAGCAUGAAUCCGAGGAAGCCGACGAACCUGGUCUGCGAGUUCCACGUAUAAACUCCCAAGGAAAAGUCAAGACUUUUCGAUGCAAACAGUGCAACUUCGUGGCCAUAACGAAACUCGAAUUUUGGGAGCACAGCCGGGGUCAUAUCAAGGCUGAGAAACUGCUGACCUGUCCCAAGUGUCCUUUUGUCACGGAAUACAAGCAUCAUCUGGAGUACCAUCUCAGGAAUCACUUUGGCUCGAAACCUUUCAAGUGCGACAAGUGUUCGUACUCUUGCGUUAACAAAUCUAUGUUAAACAGCCAUCUCAAGUCCCAUUCGAAUGUCUACCAGUACAGAUGUGCCAAUUGUUCCUACGCAACCAAGUACUGUCACUCUCUGAAGCUUCACCUUAGAAAAUACUCCCACAAGCCGGCAAUGGUACUGAAUGCCGAUGGCUCACCCAAUCCAUUACCCAUAAUAGACAUUUAUGGUACGCGCAGGGGACCUAAACAGAAACCAAUAAAAACACAGGAAGACACUGGCGUCACUAACGCGGUGCCAAACUCUCUACAGUCGCCGCUAGGCACCAAUCAGUUAGUGGUACCACCUCAGGUCUCGCCAGUAAGUCGACAUCCGACUGGACCAAUGAAUCCAAUGAUCCAAAUAAACGGCAUGAGCCACAUACAGAGUGGCUUGGUACCUUCGUUUCCGUAUAAUCAAUUAUUCGGUAGCUUUGCAUUGCCAAAUCAGUUUGCACUGCCUGAGGAGAAUGGCGAGAAACAACUGGAACAUUUAAAAUCCACAGUAUUAUUGGAAUACGCAAAAGCACUGAGUGCUGAAAGAUUCUCCGACGACUGUCAGCAAGAUUGUCAGAAGACGUCACCGGUAGAUCUUGAACUGGCAGACGGACCUGUCACGCAUGACGUGAAGAACAGCGUAAAGGAUACUGCCACGUCGACAACAAUAGAACCGGAUGUUGAGCCCGAGACUAGAACAACUCCGCUGGAUCUGAGUAAACCGGAACCACCGAUCAGUCAGAUGAUAACCACCAAUUCUCCAAGAGCUUCCGGUACCAGUAGACGCAAAGGAAGAGCAAUAAAGCUGGAUCGUCGCGUCGUUGAAGAUGAAUCCGAUGAAGAACACGAGGAAGACAUGGAGAAUCCUUUGGAAUCUCCUUUAGCGAGUUCACCAGCUGUUCAGGUUGCCGACGACAGGUCCUUCAUAAGCGUUGGCAUGAGUAACGAAUUCACCUGUCAAUAUUGUGAAAUUGCUUUUGGUAAUCUUGUCAUGUAUACAGUUCACAUGGGUUAUCAUGGCUAUAAGAAUCCGUAUACCUGUAAUAUGUGCGGCCAUCAGUGUACUGAUAAAGUGUCCUUCUUCUUGCACAUUGCUCGGUCGAAGCACUCGUAAACUGGAUUCAUUAUAAUGAGUUUCUUUAUGAACAUGGAGUCCGCCAUUUUGUUGACGCCUUAUGUAGAUCCAUCUUCAUGAGAUUCGCAUUAUUCCUCGCAUCCUGGAGUCACUUCUGAUUUGGCGUAUGCACGAGGUUAAUCGAACGAGAAAAAAAGUUUGAAUACCGGAUAUAUAUCGUCUGGCGAAUCGAAAUAAGCUUCUUCUUUUCUCGUUGCUCUCUUUUUUUGUCUCUCUCUCCUUCUCUUGCUUGCUUGAAAAAUAUUUAUGGAACUUCAACAAGGACUUUGCAGGAUUCAACGAGCGUCUUGCGGCUCGCCAGUGAAACUGGGAUACCGACGCCUCUAUUAAGCGUCUGUUUUUAGUUUUUCUUAAACUGGACCAGAAGUGUUUUCUUCCAUUUUAUAUUUCCUGAUGAUUUCCACUAGCGUCCGUUGGAUACUCGAGUCCUGUUUUAAAUCUUUGCGAAUUUCUUUAUGGCUGACACUCAGAAUAUGAGGGAUUAUUAUUUUUGAUUUUCUUAUUCUUUCAUUUUAUUUUACCGAAAUGAACUUUUGAGCAAGCAAAAGAAAGAGAGAGAGAGAAAAAGAGAGCAAACAAGUAGCAGCUCAAGUACAUACGUGCCGUUACAUAAAUAAUUAUAUUUAAGGAUACACAGUCAUUUAUAAAAAAAAAAAAAGAAAAAACUUAUCUACAAGUUUUAGGCGCGAUAUUUAAAAAUUCUUUAAAAUCCCACAGAGAACAAGGUGGCAUCGCCCGGCCACUUUAUCUCUGCAGUACGAAGCUCGCAUAUUAAUUUCCUCAAUUGCACGGCAGCAAGAUGUAAGAUAGAAAAAAACAAAAUAGUCAAGUAAAAAUUGGAGCACGUGACAAUGAUGCAAGCGUCACAAGACGGAAGAAAGAUAGAAAAGAUACAAGCAAAGAGGAACACGAGAUAGUUUACAAUUGACGAGGCUCUAUAUUUUUCUUUUUCUUGUCAGAGAAUAAUGUUUCUUGAAGAGAAGGACGAAGGGAAUCUCUGCAUUCUAGUCAUUGUGAAGAAUAAAUAAAGAAAAAAAAAGAAACAAUUAAUAACACCGGGCGGACGCUCAGAGCGUCCUCUGAGCUCGGGGUGCAAUUUAAGAGUAAAAGACUUAUGGGAUUGUGGUCGUCACGGCACGGCGUCUAGUUGCGUCGCGACGCCUAUCAUCCACAAUAUGGCUGUUACAUUCCGAACGUCCUUCUGGAUUAUCAUUAUCUCGGACGGAGUUCGUCGCGAAUUCAUUGAGAUUCAAUAUCAGCGGAUCAUUCUUCCACGUUCGGUAUUAAUUCAUUGUGGCCUGGAACAAAUGCCAUUAUAUAUUAGUAAAUUCGCGAGAUCCUUAUUAUAGAAUAUAUUUUUCUAAGGAAAUUUCUGAGGAGCUUGUAAUCAAGAGAGAGAGAUUAAGAGAGUGAAAUAGAAUGAGAGUACGUGAAAUGCGUGUGUAUAUGAAAUAUUGAAAUAAUGUAAGAUGAAGGUGCACUGAAUUUCUCUUUUUCUUUUUUUUCUUUUUCUUUUUGUGUGGAAAAAGGCCUUUUUCUAUGCCAUCGCGUAUCUUCGAAACGUCCUGUACAGCUUACCGGAUAGAAGCCAUUUAAAUACGUAUAUUUUCAAAUAGAUAAAUCUAUCUUAAGAUCCUAGCUAGACGGAUUUCAAUUUAUUCGAGUCAAGAUGGAUUUAUAAUAUUAUUAUUUUCUUUUUUUUUUUCGUUUCCUUAA